CGGAGUUUCCACUCCGAUUACUGAAUCUUUUUAUUUACCUUUAUGUGAAGUUUAGUCCCAAGGUCGAACCGAGGGAUUCUGUUAAAUUUGGAAGUGCUAGGUUCACGGAUCAAGCUACGAGGGCGUCCUUUGAUGGAUAACUAUGCUCAAACUCAAUGCAGGCUGUCCGACGUUAUUCCUUGCUUUGCCUAUGCGGAAUAGUCAUUCUCUCAGGGUAUUUGGUGGUCAAUAAAAUUCAAAAUGGACAGCGUUUGUUCCCAUCUAAGACGUUCCAGUCUUUUGCAGACGGAGCAGACUUCAGCUUUAGUCAAGACUUCCAUAUUUCAACGAAAUUCAGACGCUCGCUUCCGUCACAAACUUAUCAACAAAGAUGUCGAAUGUCUAACUGCUUCGACUUCUCCUUGUGUAAAAAUGGAUUUAGAGUCUAUGUGUACCCGCGUAAUCCACAGGACUUGCUGUCGGAAAGUUACACGAAAAUCCUCACAGCCAUUGAACAGACCCGGUUCUACACGACGGACCCUAAACAAGCGUGUUUAUUUAUCCCAUCAGUCGAUACAUUAGAUCGUGAUAAAUUAAGUCAGAAUUUCUUUCCUGAUGUUCAAAAUAGAUUAGAAAGUUUACCAUAUUGGAAUAAUGGAAGGAAUCAUAUUAUAUUCAACCUCUAUUCUGGAACUUGGCCGGACUAUAGUGAGCAUUUAGGCUUCGAUAUUGGAGAAGCCAUUUUAGCUAAGGCCAGUUUCUCCAUUCAUAAGUUCCGAGAUGGAUUCGAUAUUUCCUUUCCGUUAUUCGCCAACGAGUUACCGAUGCGAGGGGGCGAUCGUGGAUAUCUACAUUUGUCGUCUAACAACAUACCUUCUCCUCGAGAGUUUUUACUGGCGUUUAAAGGAAAGCGAUAUUUAACAGGAAUUGGAUCAGAGACUCGGAACUCACUGUAUCAUAUUCACAAUGGAAAAGACAUAGUGUUAUUGACUACGUGUCGUCAUGGUAAAAAUUGGGAGAAGAAAAAGGAUAAGAGAUGUAAUGCUGAUAUGUCAGAAUAUGACAAAUAUGACUAUAAAAAGUUGUUGUAUAAUUCCACAUUUUGUCUGGUACCCAGAGGCAGAAGAUUGGGUUCGUUUAGAUUUUUAGAAGUGCUACAAGCGGCAUGUAUUCCAGUUUUACUGUCCAACGGUUGGCAAUUACCAUUCUCAGAAGUUAUAGAUUGGAACAAGGCUGGUGUUAUAGGAGACGAGCGUCUGCUACUACAAAUUCCAUCUAUCGUGCGUUCCUUGACUCAGUCGGAGAUCCUGGCCUACCGUCAACAAACUCAGUUUAUUUGGGAAACGUAUUUGUCGUCUGUUGAAAAGAUUGUCACCACAACAUUAGAGAUCAUAAAAAGUCGAGUAAACCUUCAUUUUAAAAGAUCCAAUAUAAUAUGGAAUGUAGAACCAGGCGCCAUAGCAACACAGAUGGAUUUCUCUGACACUAUCAACAACUUUCCAUUUUAUUACCAACAGCUAGGAUCACGACCUCAACAGAAGUUUACUGCUGUUAUAUAUGCAACUUCACCAAUUCUCUUGGCAUCGGCGCCAUUGUUUAGAACUUUACGAAAUGUGGCCAAAUCUGAAUUUGUAGUGAAGAUGAUUGUACUGUGGCACUGUGAUGUUCCCCCUCCCCCCUCACACAAGUGGCCCUCAGAUUUGGGCGUACCUGUUCUUGUGAAAACCAGGAACAUUAAGACUAUCAGUGCUAGAUUUUAUCCAUAUAAGGAGAUAGAGACAGACGCAGUUUGGAGUUUAGAGGAAGAUUCUCUUCUAACAACAGACGAGAUUAAUUUUGCGUUCAGUGUCUGGCAAGAGUUUCCAGUUCGUAUCGUUGGAUAUCCUGCUCGUAAUCAUUAUUGGGAUGACGUUAAAGCUAGGUGGAGCUAUACGUCCAAAUGGUCCAACGAAUAUUCCAUGGUUUUAACAGGUGCUGCAGUGUAUCACAGGUACUAUCAUUAUCUCUACACCAAUCAUCUUCCAGCUGAUGUCCUCGAUACUGUCGACCAAUCAAACAACUGCCAUGACAUCCUCUUUAACUUCCUAGUCAGUCAUGUGACCAAACGUUCUCCAAUCAAAGUCACACAACGAAAAAACUGUGAAGAAUCGGGACUAGUGAAUACUAAUACAAACUAUAAUUCCAGUAAAUCGUCGCUAUGGUUACAACAGCAUAAUUUUUCCCAGAGAGAACUGUGUAUGAAUACGUUUACGGAACAUUUUGGCGGAAUGCCACUCAUCCGUUCUCAAGUCAGAUUGGACCCUCUGUUAUUUAAAGAUCCUGUUUCCAACAUGCGGAAAAAAUAUCGGCAGAUUGAA
Molecule: messenger RNA, 2336 nt
Organism: Lottia gigantea (owl limpet)
Lineage: Eukaryota; Metazoa; Mollusca; Gastropoda; Lottiidae
Exons: 8
Cellular component (GO): membrane
Molecular function (GO): glycosyltransferase activity
Source: RefSeq, a predicted model, not a curated record